UGCAGCUCUGAGCGGCAGCUGCAGGUCACCUCGCACGUGUUAACGGAAGAAACCGAAUAAAGAGCGUGAGACAAAACUGCGACAUGAGUGAGUGAGAAGAAGAAGAAGAAGAAGAAGAAGAAGAAGAAGAAGAGAGGAAAGACUAAAAUAUUAUUUUCAAGUGGUACCUGGAAGAGGACGCUGAGAGCCGCAUCACUAGGAAAUAUCUUCAAAAUGGAUCUUCAUGAUAAAGAAAUUCUCCCUGGAGAGAUUUUGCCUGUGGUGAUCAUUGGUAAUGGCCCAUCAGGGAUCUGUCUGUCAUACCUGUUGUCAGGUUACACCCCCUACCUGUCACCUGAGGCAUCGCACCCCAACCCCCUGCUGCACAGCAAGCUGGAGGAGCAGCCUCACCUGUCACUGUUGGAGCAGGAUCUGGAGUACCUGUGCGAAGGGUUGGAGGGCCGAUCAUCCAAUCCCGUGGCUGUGCUCUUUGACUCACUGCUGCUCCCCGACAGUGACUUUGGAUUGGACCACACUUCUCCGCUGGAAUGGCGUUAUGAGCCAGAGCGUGCAAUCCCUCACCUGGUGCUGGGGAAGGGUCCGCCCGGAGGAGCCUGGCAUGCUAUGGAGGGCUCCAUGCUAACUCUGAGCCUGGCUAACUGGAUGGAGCUUCCUGGACUCAAACUGAAGGACUGGAUGAGAGAGAAACGAAGAAAUGUUAGAAAUGACCGUGCCACACCAGCAGAGAUAGCCUCCUACUACCAGCACUAUGUUUCCCAGAUGUCUCUGGAGCAAAGCUUUGCAUGUGGAACCACCGUCACCACGGUAACCAGACAGCCUGGCAACCAGGAGGGAUCUCCACCCUGCUGGAGAGUGAUGGGACUGCAGCGCAGAGAGGGGGAAGAGCUGGGAGAUGGCCCUGCUGUGUCAGAGGAAGUACCUUUCUCCCUGUUGGCCCACAACGUGGUGUUGGCGACGGGAACCCACGACAUUCCAGCCAGGCUCGGCGUGGAGGGCGAGUCCCUGCCCUACGUCUGCCACUCUUUCUGGGAGCUGGAGGCAGCCAUCUCCCGCGGCGAGCUUGACCAAUCAUCAGAUCCAGUGCUGGUGGUGGGGGCGGGGCUUACAGCAGCUGAUGCUGUACUGGCUGCCCACCAUCUCAACACACCUGUCUACCACGCCUUCAGACGCUCAGUCACCGACCCCGGCCUCAUCUUUAACCAGCUUCCCAAACUGCUCUACCCAGAGUACCACAAGGUUCACCAGAUGAUGACUCAGCAGCAGUACCGGCCGAGCCCUCCACCACUGGAAAACGCCCAAAACCUCCAUGACCACUCCACUCCCUCCUCCGUCACCACCCCUUCAUCCCCCUCCUCCUACCAGGGUUACCUGAGCUUCCCACGCCACAGGGUUGUGGCGUUCCGACCCGACCAGAAGUGCAUUCUGGAGUCAGAAUCCGGCCAGCAGACGGUGGUCCAGAUCUCCAAGGCGCUAGUUCUGAUCGGCGCCCACCCCAACCUUUCCUUUCUGGGUGACAAUGGCCGUUCACUUGGCAUCAACCCCGAUGAGCCAAUCACGUGCCGGAGGAACCCCAUUGAGGUGGACCCCUUCACGAACAAAGUUGUUGCAGCAGAGGGGCCGGGCCUGUACGCCAUGGGGCCGUUAGUCGGCGAGAACUUUGUCAGGUUCCUGAAAGGAGGAGCCCUGGCUAUUGUUAGCGACCUCGCCAAGACACAGAGGGAGGGAGAGGGAGGGGAUAUGACCACAGACAGAUGGGUGGACAGACAGGUGACCGCACAGACAUAGGCGGAGGUUUGUGUUCUGGAUUGUCACAGGUUUCCUGGGACAUGAAGGUUCAGUGGACUGAAGCAAACAGAAAUACUCUGAUCUGAUCUGAAGUGAUCGAUCGAGGCCACGUUUCCAGAAAUCACAAAGUAGGGAACUCAAACACGCUGCCAACUUGUGUCAAGGCAUGAAACAGGCAACAAGUUGACUGUACAACUGGACUUGCACUGAUGUGGAUGGGUCUGAUAUGUUAUCAGAUCAACUGUAGUUCUGGUGUGGCAAAAAACCCUCCAGAUUUCAGGCAUCCUGAAGAGCAGCUUGAGACAUGCCAACAGCUGUGCUCCAACAGAAACACAGGUCAGUCAUAUGUAAGUUGGAGUAAGAAUGAGAAAGAGACACAAAGGAUGUGACGAUGCGUUCGGGUCAUCCUCGUCAUUGUAUAAAGCUUGAAAUGUUCAUAUUUAAUACCACCAAAUUGUUCUGGAAGGCACCAUCAUCACUUUAUGUGCUGCAUGUUUCACACUAAUACUUGAUACCAAUAUCUGCAUUUGAGUAUUUCAAAAGUCUGAUAUCGAUAUAUUGGCCAAUAUCCUAAUUUUAACUUAAACACACAACAUAAAGAUUUAUGAUGAUGAUCCCUUAAAUUUGCCGAUCAAUGAACUGACAUUACAGCACGAGAACUACUUUGUCAGUGCCAUCUGGUGGUCAAAAGAUGUAAUGCAGAUACUUUUGACAUUUCUGCAAAGCAGUUUUGCAUAACUCAACAAUAUAUCAUUAUAAGAUAAAAUCAGUUGAUUAUACUGCAAGUUGCAAGUUUUACACUGUUUGUCUGCAUUGCUUUUAUAACACUGCUGAUCAUGUUUGGGCUCACACAACCAAAAUAUGUGUGUAUAACCUGUAAACAUGACACAUGAUAUUUCAUACUUUAUGAGUUGAUGAGGAUGGACACAAACAGAGAUGGUGGAGAUUUAGAAGACAGAGAGAAUAGAAAUGAAAAGAGGAUUUAUAAAGAAGGAUGAGAAAAACAAUCCUUACAGUAGUUCUGCUGAGGCUUCUUAUCACUCAGAGAGCCUCGAUCACUACAGCAACUUCCUGGUUAAAGUUUAACCACUCAGCAUCACACUUGACCAAAACAGCCUCACUCUUUUUUAACAAUGUACAAUAGGGAUGAUUAACAUGUAUCUGUAGUUUAAGUGUCUAAUCUUGCAACACUACACUGUUGCAGGUCUUCACAAAACACACUAGUUUAUUCCUGCUUCUUUGUUUUUAUAUCAUUCUCCAUGUAUGUGUUUGUAUAUUAUGGAUUUUGUGAAUCUAUGGUGCUUUAUUUUGCUAUGUUCGUAUGAUUUUUAGUCAUGUAACGGGCAACUGUACCUACCUGAUAUCUUUGUAAAUCUGUAAUGAUUAUGAAAAGGUUGUAUACUUUACAAAACACGAGAAAUAUAUAUAUAUAUUUUUUAUGAUUCCUCUCACAUCAGAGAUUGAACAUUAAUAUAAUGUUGAAUGAAUGACAGAAAACCAGCACUGGUUUUAAUCCCUAUUUGCAUCGGUGUAUUGUUACCAAUGGAUGUUAUUUCCACAUUAAUCUACCACUUCUCUAACUUGUAAUAAUAACAUAAAUUAUCUUAUGUUUUUGUAUAAAAGAAGUCACAUGCAGUGCAAACUGAAAUCAUGAUGAUUUCAGCCAUAAAAUACAUUUUUCUACAUAAUGUUGAUUUUCCUUCUACUUCAUGAUGUACAUUUUUAAAAGUUUUAUUACUUCAAACUACAAGUUGUAAUUUGGCAAGAUGGUGAUAGCGUCUGACAGUAAUUCAUCAAUUAUUUAGUCCCAAUGCAAAGAAGGUUAAUUGUAAUUCAUCUUUAGAUUGUAAACAUAGUGUUACAUAUUCAGUUGCAUUUACAUGAUGCCAGUAAUUCACUUGUGCGCUUUAUUUUUGACAAAUAGCUCUUAAAAUAGAUAAAACAUAUGUUUUUGCAUUUAUUUAAGAAAAUAACUGAAUUAUUAUGCUUUUAAAAUCAGAAAUAAUAAUCUAUCUAUUUUUUCAAACUUAACUUUAGCACAGCUGUUUAUGCAUGUCGAGGCUAAACUGCUUCCAGAGUUUGUGGUCAGACAUUUAAAGAGCUGAUGAUGUCCUUUAGUUUGAUUGAGCAGGAUACUAAACCCUGAACAUCGAAAGAGUCAAAACUAAAAUCAGUUCCUUCUGUGGAUAGUUUAACCUCCAACCUGCUAACGUAAAAAAAAAAAGAGAGAGAGAGUACCUAAAGUGAUAGGUUGAUGGAUCAAGUUUGAUUUUGACCCAGUUUGAUAUUUCACUCACAAUACUUCCUGUCUGUGGCACUCAGCUCCGAGCCCACUGGUUCCCACUGAAGAUGCAAAUCCUUAAAAACGAAUCUCAAACAGGAGGGAACAGUGCAUUUUGUUGGGGACUGUUUUCAGCGGCAGAUUAAUCCACAUGUGAGUGUACGAGUGAGUAUCUGGGGCAGCAGGACGAUGUAUGUGGGACUGAGUCAAAAUAAAUUAAAGUGUGGGGGUUCAUGGUGAUGAAGGAACACGUCACCCAGUGCAACAAUGCGGCUCAUUAAAGUAUUUUUUUAAUAAUUUUGGGACAAAAAUGGAGCUCUGUGGCACAGAGAAAGAGGAAAUAUCAGACUACGGAUAGAAACUUGCGGAUAAAUUAAUUGUUGUUUUGGCCUUUUUAUGGGAUUUGUGACAAUAAGAAGCAUAUAAGAUAUCACCAGACUUUAAUAUGUUGGCAGCUUUUGCAUUUUUCUUACUUCAAUCUGACACAUUAAAUCAUUACUCUGGUCUUAAAUUAACAGCAACUUUAUGGCAUUUAAAUAUAAUAAUAUAUAAUAGUGUUGAAAAACACUGUAUUGUUUUCACUAUUAAAUACCAAAUUUCAAAAUAAAAGUAUAAAAAAACAAAACAAAAGUGAGACAAACAGUAUUCUGUACUCUGUAUUUAAUACAUAGAAGAACUCGGGCUGCAACAAACCAACCUGGUCUCAGUCCCAGUCUUGUCAGGUACUGGGGCUUGGUGAGUGGCCCAUCGGCUUCAGACGCCAACGUACAGAGACAUCCUUCAGCAGCAGUAUGAGACACCCAGGGUGGCAGCAUUUGAUGACACGUAGGGAGGGAGGGGAGGUCGAUGGGUCAAACAAACUGCAGAAUUUCACCUGACACCGCUGUUCAUGUCUUGUGUGAAACCAAAAGUCAACCAAGCAUAUUUAAUAACAAUGUAGUGUGCUAGAAUGUGUAGCAUAUCACGUGACUUUAUAUUAGAAACAAACGUACUUAUUUAAGCCAAACCAGGAUGUUUUGUUCUAAACCUAACCAUGUACUCUUGUUGCCGAAACCAAAGGAAGUGAACCUUUUACCCGUGUUAAGUUUAUUUUUUAAAGUCUGUAGACAUUUAACAAGCAGAAACUGUACAUUUCCUGUGAAAGUGGAAGUUUACUUUGAAAAGACAAAAUUCAUGUAACAAGUGUAGUCAUGAACAUCCAAAUCUGACACCGGAUGGAUGCCUAGUCAUGACGGGCCACUGACCAAGCAUCAGUAUUUGACAAGUUGGAAGUGAGAACGAUUGCAGCUCACAGUUUUAUCAAUAUUGAUCCGUUUUCUGAUUUUUCAUUUUCUCAGUUAAUUCCCAAUUAAUUGUUCUGAACAGUAAAAUUUUCCAUCACAAGUUUCCAGAGCACAAGCCGACAUAUUCAGAUCGUCCAAAACCAAAAGAUAUUUAGUUUACUAUGACAAAAGACUCGCUGAAUAACUACAUUUGAGAAGCUGUAAUUAGACGAUUUUGCGGAAAAAUGACUAAAACAACCAAAUGAUUAUCAAAACUGAUUCUUAUAAAUCUCUUGUCUUUGUGACUCAUUAAUUGGUUGGUCAUUUCAGCUCAGUCGCAGGCAGGGCUGGAGUUUUCGUCAGUUGAAGCUGUUAAAAUAAACAUCUUACAUAGUUAUUAUUUGAUAUGUGUAUUUAUUUUAUUCAACUUUAUGCCUGAAUGCCGACAGAGAACUGUGAUCUGCAAGAGCCAGCUGUGCCUUAAGACACAUCAUUCACAGAUUUUGUUUCACAGCCGAAUGAGAAUGGCUCCAUCUGAAUAUCUCUUUUGUUUUGCAGUAAAUAUCAUGUCCGGUCUUUUUUUUUUUAUCGCAACAUGUUUUGUCUUGUUUGUAUGAAUGGGGUGGUUUAUAUAUCAGAAUAAGUUUCCAUCUGUAUCAAAUCUAUGUUUUCUAUCUUCAUUUGUCUGUGGGUGUCUAUUAAAAGGACAUUUUAAGCA
This is a messenger RNA of Epinephelus lanceolatus (giant grouper), 6046 nucleotides long. It is a transcript of the gene osgn1, whose product is annotated as oxidative stress induced growth inhibitor 1. NCBI's taxonomy places the organism in Eukaryota, Metazoa, Chordata, Actinopteri, Perciformes, Serranidae. Gene Ontology annotation, molecular function: growth factor activity. The record is from RefSeq and is a predicted model, not a curated record. Gene Ontology annotation, biological process: negative regulation of cell growth.